Rhagoletis pomonella (apple maggot) is the source of this 2256-nucleotide messenger RNA. RefSeq names its product protein toll-like. Gene Ontology annotation, biological process: innate immune response; toll-like receptor signaling pathway. Gene Ontology annotation, cellular component: membrane. NCBI's taxonomy places the organism in Eukaryota, Metazoa, Arthropoda, Insecta, Diptera, Tephritidae. Bases 1 to 2256 code for a protein of 751 amino acids. Gene Ontology annotation, molecular function: transmembrane signaling receptor activity; protein binding. The record is from RefSeq and is a predicted model, not a curated record. The transcript has a single exon.
AUGGUACGACCAAUGUUUAAUAUCGAACGACAAUUGGUGAACUAUAUUUUUACUGUGUUGACUAUAUCUUACCAAUUUCUGCGCAUUAUCGCCAACGAAGCGGAUCUAGCCAACGUUGAACUCUUUACCAACGAAGAUUGCGCGCAAAUCACAGCCAAUGGCACUUGCAACUGCUAUCGGAAUAAGCACAACUCGACCAUUAUCGAGUGUGCUGCGACACAAGUACACAUCUCCAUAAACGCUGAGAACAUCGUAGAGCUCACUUGCGCAGGUGAACUGAAACCAGAGUUGCUAAGCAGCUUACCGCGACUGGAUCCACUACGUGAAACUAAGUAUAUCGCCAUAUACAACUGCUUGCCUUUCGCCGAUUUGUUGGACCAGUUGGCACUCACGUCCAGGCAAACAUUGCAAGUAAAUGGUCUAGCGGGGAUAGCGCAGAUUACUCUCGAUACCUUUGGCCGCGCCAAUCAAUGUUUGCGGAAGAUUACAAUGCUGGAAUUGCGCGCAGACUCCCAGCGAUCAGCACGGCGCGAUUUGCCACACGUAGCCCAAGAGCUUUCUUCGGAUAUACUAAGUCCAAUGCCAGCACUGUUUCGCCUUUUUAUAGACUUGAACUUCACGCGUUUGCCAGCUGAUCUACUCAAGCCAGUGCCGUACAUAAACGAUAUCACACUGCAGGGUCGAUUGGAGGAAUUUCCGCGUGCAACAUUUGUGCCUCUACGGCGCUUACGUGAACUCUCUAUGCGCCAACACCGACUGCACAAUCGUCUGCGCGAGGAUGACUUUAGCGGUUUGACAACAGUUAGAGGACUUUAUUUGACCAAUUGUAGCAUUCAGGAGUUGCCGGCGCGUAUCUUUACACCUUUGAAGCUCUUACAGCGGCUCAAUUUGAUGAACAACCAGCUGUACGAACUGCCGACUGCACUACUGGCGCAGCAACAGCGCUUGCAAGUGUUAAAUUUGAGCGGAAAUCUGUUGGAAGCAUUGCCGUUGGGCCUUUUUGCAGCGACUACCAAACUUUUUAAGCUGAUUUUGAGUCGCAAUCGGUUGCAGCACUUGGACGCCAAAAUACUGCCACCUCUGACCGCAAUCAUCGACCUUUCGGUAGACAACAAUCAGCUGCGCACAAUCGAGGCGGGCACUUUUGCGCAACCGAAUCGCUUGCAAGGGCUCGACUUGCGAAAUAACCAACUCGACUGGAUGGCUGGUGAGGACUGCGCCAUCUUUGAUGGGUUGCAUCGCUUGGAACGUCUGCUGCUGAGCAACAAUUCACUGCGUUACCUUUGCGAUCAGCUGGGCUCCAGCAAUCAUUCAACCAGCGCGCUAUCGGUGCUCGACGUGCGUCAAAAUAAACUAAAGCUGAUCAGCCCACAGCUGAUAAGUACACUAAAUACAAGUGCAACGAUAACGACCGCUUAUCUUUCGGAGAACCCAUGGGCUUGCAACUGCAGCGCCCAACCACUGCUCAACUUCGUCAAGAAUAAUCGCAAACGUUUGAGCGAUGCGCGCGUGAUGCGUUGCGAGAAUUCGCAGCUGGCACGCUUAAUUGAAUUAUCCUUUCGUGACUUUUGUCUGCCAGAGAUCGGCGUGCGUACAGUGUUGGUAGUCAUACUUGUAUGCAUGACCGCAUUGGGACUAGUGCUCACCACAACAGCGCUCUGUUAUUACAAAUAUCAUAUGGAAUUGAAAAUUUGGCUAUAUGCGCAUCGUCUAUGCCUUUGCUGUGUGAGCGAAAAAGAUGUCGAUCGUGAUCGCAAAUGGGAUGCUUUCAUUUCGUAUUCACAUCACGAUGAGCAAUUCGUGGAGAAGGAGCUGGUGCCGGGCUUGGAGCAGGGCCCGCCAACUUUCAAGGUUUGCAUACACGUGCGCGAUUGGCUUGCCGGCGCUUACAUACCCGAGCAGAUCAUUGACUCUGUAGAGCAAUCGCGUCGUACGAUCAUUGUGCUAUCACAGCAUUUUAUUGAAUCAGACUGGGCGCAGAUGGAAUUUCGCACAGCUCAUCAGUGCGCCGUGAAUGAGGGACGUUCGCGUAUCAUUCUUGUGGUUUAUGGUGAAAUUAAAGAUACAGAGCUGCUGGAUCAAGAGCUGAGAGCCUAUUUGAAGAUGAACACCUACCUGAAGUGGGGUGAUCCAUGGUUUUGGAGGAAACUGCGCUACGCAAUGCCACAUGCGCGAAGCGGGAGAUGGAAACUUAAAGGAGAUGUCAGCGAAGUGGAGAACAAUGAAGGCCCUUUGGAGUUUAUGGGGAGCGCAUGA